Gopherus flavomarginatus (Mexican gopher tortoise) is the source of this 2031-nucleotide messenger RNA. RefSeq names its product GPN-loop GTPase 3 (gene GPN3). The transcript is spliced from 8 exons. The coding region runs from base 132 to 986 and encodes 284 amino acids. The record is from RefSeq and is a predicted model, not a curated record. Gene Ontology annotation, molecular function: GTPase activity. NCBI's taxonomy places the organism in Eukaryota, Metazoa, Chordata, Testudines, Testudinidae.
GCGAGCCUCCGUAUCCGAGGAACUGCGUGUGUGUGUAGAGUGUGUCCGCCACGCUACGGGACCGUGGAGGAGCCAGUUCCUGCCGCUCGGUCUCUGUAUUGCGCCGGGUUGUGGGAACGGAGCAGGCAGCUAUGCCUCGCUUCGCUCAGCUGGUCAUGGGCCCGGCGGGCAGUGGCAAGAGCACUUACUGUUCCAACAUGGUCCAGCAUUGUGCAGCCAUAAACCGCUCUGUGCAAGUUGUUAACCUAGACCCUGCAGCAGAAUAUUUCAAUUAUCCUCUGAUGGCUGACAUUCGAGAAUUAAUUGAAGUGGAUGAUGUUAUGGAAGAUGACUCCUUAAGGUUUGGUCCCAAUGGUGGUUUAGUAUUUUGCAUGGAAUACUUUGCCAAAAACUUUGACUGGCUUGAGGAUUCUCUUGGCCAUGUGGAGGAUGACUAUAUACUCUUUGAUUGCCCAGGUCAGAUUGAACUCUAUACUCAUUUGCCAGUGAUGAAACAGCUGGUGGAGCAGCUGCAGCAGUGGGAAUUCCGUGUCUGUGGAGUUUUUCUUGUUGAUUCUCAGUUUAUGGUGGAAUCUUUUAAGUUUAUUUCCGGUGUCUUGGCAGCCCUCAGUGCAAUGAUAUUGUUAGAGAUUCCACAGAUCAACAUCAUGACCAAAAUGGAUUUGUUGAGCAAGAAAGCUAAAAAGGAAAUUGAAAAGUAUUUAGAUCCUGAUAUGUAUUCUGUGAUCGAAGAUUCUGCAAAUAUACUAAAAAGCACAGUGUUCAAGAAACUGACUAAAGCUAUAUGUGGAUUGAUUGAUGACUACAGCAUGGUUCGAUUUUUACCUUAUGAUCACUCUGAUGAAGAAAGCAUAAAUAUUGUGCUGCAGCACAUAGACUUUGCCAUUCAGUACGGGGAAGAUCUAGAAUUUAAAGAACCAAAGGAAAAUGAAGAAGAGAAACCUGCUACUUUAGAUGAAUAUUUUCAAGACCAAGUGGAUGAGUAAAGAAUGUAUAUACCAAAAGAAGAGAGAAAAUAGCCUGGUUGUAAAAUAUGCCUAAAUAAGGAAUCUUUCUCUGAAUAUUUGUGGGUGUUGGGUUUUUUUGGUUUGUUUUUUUAAAUAUCAAAACUAUAACUUGAAUAAAUGGCUAGAGGAAGCCAGUCAUGCAUUUUCACAUUAUUACUUUAAGAAAUAAUUGUCAUUAUUGUAUAUAAAAUACUUAGCCACCAGUCACAGAAAGCUAAAUUCCAUACACAUAAUUGCAUUUCUUCUUUAAAUGCUAGAUUGCUUGAAAAAUCUGGGCGUUGUAGAGGGGCACUGUCAAAAUAAAAAUCAUAUAUAUUUUUUUCUUCCCUUGUUACUAGUAGCUUAUUAGUAGGGAGAAAGUUUAAAACAAAUCUAGUUUACUUACCAUUUAUGCUGUUGGUUGACAUUUUGUAUUUCAUUCAUACAACUGAAAAUGGAGUAGUCAUUUUCACUUUCUGGUUAGUUGUGUGCUAAUUUAAUGUCACUGGGUUUUGGUUCCCAGUGCUGCAGAAAAAAUGUUUAAAUGCCCCCAGUAACAUGGUUUUUGUACACCUCAUGAAAAUGUUGAGAUUGAUAUAUCACUCACCCAAUUCAUACCUGUUAUAAAUUGAUGUAGCUCUCUUGAAAUCAAUGCAAUUGUACCUGGUUAUACCAGGUAUGAAUUUGGUCCAUUAGGUUUUUGUUAAUCUGCUCACCAAUUAUCUAAUUUCAUUUCAAACAACCUACAUUAUAGGCCUAUUCAACCUGUCAGUGUCCAUCUAUCCUCCCAGAGAUGUUUUUAAAUCCUUAGCCAAUGGCAAGUUCUCUGAAAGAGAAAUCUGACUUUUAAGUAUUGACUUAAUACUUCAGAUUUACACAGCUGUUCAGAAAGAUGUGAAAAGCAGUUCUUUGAAGGAAACUGUUGCUCUUGCUGUAGUACUCUGUACAAUAUUUAAAUAUGAAAAAAAUACUUUUUCAGAUGUUUAUAUUUCAUUCCUUGACUAUUACAAUGUUUAAUAAAUUGUAUGUAUAGGAAAACCAGCAA